AUGAGUCUUCCACCAGGGUAUAGGGUUACCGGUGAAACGGGGAACGUGUGCAAAUUGAAAAAGGCGUUGUGCGGUUUAAAGCAGUCUCCUCGGGCAUGGUUCGGCAGAUUUACCACAGCUAUGAAGAAGUUUGGUUACCGACAGGCUAAUACUGAUCGUACUCUAUUCAUUAAACAUAGGGCUGGUAAGGUGACUUUGUUGAUUAUUUUUGUUGAUGAUAUGAUUGUGACUGGUGAUGAUACUGUAAAAAUUGAGGAACUGCAGAAACGUUUAGCAUCUGAAUUUGAGAUGAAAGAUUUGGGCAGUCUGAAAUAUUUUCUAGGAGUGGAAGUCACUCGAUCUAAACAUGGCUUAUUUCUUUCACAAAGUAAGUAUGUCAUGGACCUGCUAGCAGAUACUGGAAUGCUUGACUGUAAACCAGAUGAUACACCUAUUGUUGAGAAUCAUAAACUUGGUGUUUAUGUGGAUCAAGUCCCAACUAACAGAGAAAGAUAUCAAAGUGAGGAUCAUAUGGCUGUUGUGAUGCGUAUUCUGAGUUAUUUAAAGUCUGCUCCUGUGAGAGGUUUAUUAUUUAAGAAAAAUGGUCACUUGGAUCUGGAAGGUUACACUGACGCAGAUUAUGUCGGGAAUAUUACAAAUAGACGUUCUACAUCAGGUUACUUCACCUUUGUUGGUGGUAACCUAGUUACGUGGCGUAGCAAGAAGCAAAACGUUGUGUCUCAGUCCUCCGUAGAGUCUGAGUAUAGAGGGAUUGCCCAAUGGGUUUGUGAAAUACUGUGGUUGAGGUGGUUACUUGCUAAAAUUGGGUUUAGACCGAAUGCUGCUACAAAGCUCCACUAUGAUAAUCAGUCUGCAUUUGAAAUUGCUAACAAUCCGGUGCAACAUGAUCGAACUAAGCAUGUAGAAGUUGAUCAGCAUUUCAUUAAGGAGAAGCUGGAGCAUAAGUUAAUUUCUAUACCUUUUGUGCCUUCUUCAGAGUAUCUUGCAGAUAUGUUGACCCAUGCUAUGUCAAAGAGCCGAUUUGAAGACUCACUUGACAAGUUGGGCAUUACCGAUAUCUAUGCACCAACUUAA
Molecule: messenger RNA, 1074 nt
Organism: Prunus armeniaca (apricot)
Lineage: Eukaryota; Viridiplantae; Streptophyta; Magnoliopsida; Rosales; Rosaceae
Source: the annotation of a GenBank genome assembly